Messenger RNA from Diospyros lotus (date-plum), 3526 nucleotides. Its product is annotated as protein LOW PHOTOSYNTHETIC EFFICIENCY 1, chloroplastic-like. Gene Ontology annotation, molecular function: protein binding. Bases 263 to 2794 code for a protein of 843 amino acids. Lineage: Eukaryota; Viridiplantae; Streptophyta; Magnoliopsida; Ericales; Ebenaceae. The transcript has 2 exons. The record is from RefSeq and is a predicted model, not a curated record.
AACGGCAGCUAAGAGGGAGUUGGGACACAGAACUACAUGAAUUCACUCCAUUAGCAUCAAAUUCGCAACGUUCUCUGCUAUCCAAUCCAUUUUCAGAGGUAUGAGGUGAACCCAUAUCUUCUUAUUGAUGGUGCUUUUGUAGCUGUUCCAUGCUUAGUGCGAAAAUCUUCAGCAAUCUGUGAUUGUAUGGUAGCUUGAACUAGCAUGCCUUGACUGGCCGUACCUACCAUUUCUCACUUUCCUAGUAAAUUUUCCCGAGAAAAUGCAAGCUUUAAGCAUCUGGCCUUCGAAAAAUGACUUUUGGGUGACACCCAAAUUGGAGGUCGAAGAUACCCAACUGGGUUCUUCUUGUGCCGCUAUCACAAAGAGGAGGAGGAAAAAACGAUGGGGUCUUGGUCUCGGCGGUCUCAGUGGAAGGUCUGGUCUCGUAUUGGGUCCAACCUGCUUGAGGGGAAUUAAGAGUUGGGCUUGUUCAGGGAGCGCUCAAUUUGAUUUUGACUACAGGGUUUUAUCUGGGCAUUCCAAAUUUAAAUUAUGCAUCUUCGGUGAGCGAAUGCAAGUUCGAUUUAGGGCUUCUGUUGCAUUGGCAUGGACGCUGGAAGGACAAGCAAUUGCACAUGAAUUUGUUAAACAAGAUUCAGGCUCAGGCCCACUGGAUGGGAUAUCAAGGAAGAGUGACAAUUUCGACAAAGAUCAAGAUAAUGAGUUCGAUGUUGUUGAGAAUGAAGAUGAAGACCUAGUGGAAAGCAAAGAAGAAAAGGGCGUGGGCGAUGAGGUAAGGAAAGAGAGGAAUCUGAGAAUUGGUGGAAUGUCAAGGAAGAAUGUUAAUGUUCACAAUGUCGAUGAAGAUAAAGAGAAUAAGUUGGUUCAUUGUGAAAAUGGAAAUGAGGACCCAGAAGGAAGUGAAAAGGACAGUGAGGAGUUGAGGAAAAAGAGGAGCCCCAGAAUUGAUGUACGGUUGCUUGCGUCGCAUUUAGCGUCUGCUAGAACCGUGGAGGAUAUAGACGAGGUUCUCAAGGACAAGGGUGAAUUGCCCCUUCAAGUGUACUCAUCCAUGAUUAGAGGUUUUGGGAAAGACAAGAGACUACAUUCUGCUAUGGCUCUUGUUCAGUGGCUCAAGGAAAAGAAACAGGACACUGGUGGUUCGGUUGGCCCUAACCUGUUCAUAUACAAUAGUCUUUUGGGGGCGGUGAAGCAAUCUGAAGAAUUUGAGGAAGUUGAGAAAAUUAUAAAUGAUAUGGCCGCAGGAGGAGUGGUUCCCAAUGUUGUAACUUACAACACUUUAAUGGGAAUUUACAUACAACAAGGCCGGGAAAUUGAGGCCCUUGAUCUUUUUGAAGAGAUACGGACUAAGGGUUUAUCUCCAUCACCGGCAUCCUAUUCUACAGCUUUGCUAGCUUAUCGGAGACUGGAAGAUGGGUUUGGAGCUCUGAAAUUCUACGUGCAAUUGAAAGAUUGGUAUCAUAAAGGAGAAAUAGGAAAAAAUGAAUCUGGAGACUGGGAAAAUGAAUUUGCUAAGCUUGAGAAUUUCACAGUUCGGAUUUGCUACCAAGUGAUGCGGCGGUGGCUUGUCAAGAGUGAGAACUUGAGUACUAAUGUUCUGAAACUUCUAACAGAGAUGGACAGGGUGGGGCUUCAAACUGGAAGAGAGGACUAUGAGCGCCUAGUGUGGGCAUGUACGCGUGAGGAACAUUACAUUGUGGCAAGAGAGUUAUAUAAUAGGAUAAGAGAGAGACAUUCUGAAAUAAGCUUAUCGGUUUGCAACCAUGUCAUUUGGUUGAUGGGAAAGGCUAGGAAGUGGUGGUCAGCUCUGGAGAUUUAUGAGGACUUGCUGGACAAAGGGCCUAAACCGAAUAAUAUGUCGUAUGAGCUGAUAGUUGCCCAUUUUAACAUUCUACUUAGUGCAGCCAGGAAAAGAGGAAUUUGGAAAUGGGGCGUUAGGUUGCUCAACAAGAUGGAAGAUAAAGGCUUAAAACCUGGAAGUAGAGAAUGGAAUGCCGUUAUUGUGGCUUGUUCCAAGGCUUCAGAAACUUCUGCUGCAGUGCAGAUGUUCAAAAGAAUGGUCGAACAAGGUGAGACGCCUACCAUUAUCUCCUAUGGGGCAUUGCUCAGCGCUCUUGAAAAAGGAAAACUAUACGAUGAGGCCCUUCGUGUGUGGCAGCAUAUGCUCAAAGUCGGGGUAGAGCCAAACCUAUAUGCCUACACAAUUAUGGCUUCAAUUUAUACUGCACAAGGAAAAUUCAAUAUUGUGGAUUCUAUCAUCAGAGACAUGGUCUCGUCUGGAAUUAACCCAACUGUUGUCACGUACAAUGCGAUUAUCAGUGGCUGUGCGCACAACAGCAUGGGCAGUGCAGCGUAUGAAUGGUUUCACAAAAUGAAAGCUGAAAACAUCCCAGCCAAUGAAGUUACUUUCGAGAUGCUAAUCGAGGCUCUUGGUAAGGAUGGCAAACCAAAGCUUGCUUAUGAUUUGUAUGUGAGGGCUCACAAUGAAGGCCUAAACCUCUCCUCCAAGGCUUAUGAUGCAGUCAUCCAAUCAUCGCAGACUUAUGGGGCUUCUGUUGACGCAAGCGUUCUAGGCCCAAGGCCUCCAGACAGAAAGACAAAAGUGCAAACUAGGAAGAACUUAUCACAGUUCUGUAACUUAGCUGAUGUUCCUCGAAGAAGUAAACCAUUUGACAGAAACGAAAUUUACACCCCGCAAACAGAAGGAAACCUAAGUGCUGAAAUGCUAAAGUUAAACUGCGCCGGCGACGUCAGUGAGUGGCGUGGACGCGCCGCCCCAGAAUGUCGUUAAGUCCCGCCGCCGGGGGCAACGUUUACGUUUCAAGUGAAAAAAAGCGAGUACCUGUUCUACGUACGCGCGAGAGAGUAAGCAAUCUAAUGGCAAAACAAAAGACGAGAUUCGCCGGAGUCCCAGACUAAGAUUGCAGCCAAGAUUAGUGAACGUGUGAGUUAACGAAGUGACAGCCGGACAGCGACGUUUUUGAAAUUCAAGAAAAAAGAAAAAGAAAAAGGAUCAAUCUUGGUGAAUAGUCUGAUUCCGAUUUUACAGAUUGGAGGGAACCCGAAGCGAUCCAUAUUCUCUUUGCUUCUGAUUCAAAUCAAAAGAAUAGAAAAGAAACGGUGACAAUGGGAAAGUAAAGAGACAAGACAAGGGCGGGCAAGGCUUGGGUUCUAAACAUGGCUCCUUCUUGUACCCAGCACCCAACUGCUCUUCCUUCCUCAACUCCUCUCUUGUCUAGUUGUCUUGCAGCUUGUUUGAUUCUUUAUUCCAAAUUUCCAGUGCCCAGACUCAUUUCAUUUGAAUUCCACCCAUUUUAAAAUUCUUGCUCCUUUCCCUCUGUGCCCUUUUGUGAGAGAGAGAGAGAGAGAGCGCCUACUUAUUAUUGCUUCUUGGGUUCUAUGGGGAUUUGGAACCAGAAGAGGGGAUUGAGCAAAAAGGUUUCAGUUGUUUCUGGGUAUUAAGGCGGCUCUGAGAAAUUAAGGAUUGUUUUGCGGCGGUUCUCGGGGGUAGAUCUGGUGACAA